Messenger RNA from Centropristis striata (black sea bass), 929 nucleotides. RefSeq names its product lysozyme g-like. The transcript is spliced from 5 exons. Lineage: Eukaryota; Metazoa; Chordata; Actinopteri; Perciformes; Serranidae. The record is from RefSeq and is a predicted model, not a curated record. Gene Ontology annotation, biological process: peptidoglycan catabolic process. Gene Ontology annotation, molecular function: lysozyme activity. Bases 1 to 579 code for a protein of 192 amino acids.
AUGGAUUAUGGUGACAUCAUGGAGGUUGAAACUUCUGGGGCUUCUUGGGAAACAUCUAACGGAAACAAGCUGCGGUACUCAGGUGUGAAGGCAUCAGAAGCCAUGGCAAAAGAGGAUGCCGACAGAAUGAAAACGUACAGGUCCAAAAUCAACAAAGUGGGAGAAAAAUAUGGGAUCGCUCCAGCUCUCAUUGCUGCCAUCAUCUCCAGAGAGUCCAGGGCUGGAAACGACUUACAUAACGGCUGGGGAGACUAUAGAGGAGGAGUCUAUAACGCCUGGGGACUGAUGCAGGUUGAUGUGGAUCCAAAAGGAGGUGGUCACACUGCAGAGGGCGAGUGGGAUAGUGAGGAACAUCUCCGCCAAGGCACAAAGAUCUUGGUUGAUUUUAUCGAAAUAAUCCGCAAAAAAUUUCCAGGCUGGAGCACCGAGCAGCAGCUGAAAGGAGGGAUAGCUGCCUACAAUCAGGGCGACGGAAAUGUCCAUUCCUAUGAAAAAGUGGAUGAGAUUACAACAGGCGGAGACUAUUCCAAUGAUGUUGUUGCCAGAGCUCAGUGGUACGCCGACAAUGCAGACUUUUAAAACCUCCACAGCAGGAAAAAACUUCUGCAAAUCAUGAAGGAAACACUCCUACUCCUACUUAACUAAAUAAACAUAAUGCAAAGCAAAAAUAUGUCUGUGUCUGUGCGAGUGUAAUUUGAAAAACAAAAACAAAACUGUUAAUCCUUUUUAAAAAUCUUUAAUGAUGUAUUUUUCAACAACUGUAACUCUUCAGAAGCAUCUAAAACUGUUGUACAACUCGGAUUCCCAAAAAGUAUGGAUGCAUGUAAAAAAAGAAAGAAAAAAAGAAAGAAACUAAAUAAAAACUGAAUGCUUCAAAUACAGAGUGUAUAUGUGAGUCCCACUUACAUAAAUACAUAUUGCCUUUGUAC